Messenger RNA from Trichomonas vaginalis G3, 1362 nucleotides. Its product is annotated as protein serine/threonine kinase protein. Gene Ontology annotation, biological process: protein phosphorylation. The record is from RefSeq and is a predicted model, not a curated record. Gene Ontology annotation, molecular function: protein serine/threonine kinase activity; ATP binding. Lineage: Eukaryota; Parabasalia; Trichomonadida; Trichomonadidae. The coding region runs from base 1 to 1362 and encodes 453 amino acids. The transcript has a single exon.
AUGGAAGAAUCUAGUGAUCAUGAUGAUAUGACCGGAGAAUUUUAUAAGAAAGGUUCAAAAUAUGGCUUUUGGCACAAGAGGUUCUGUGUUCUCAGAAUCCAAGACAUGAAGCUUUUGGUUUAUAUUGACAAAGAAAAAACAAAAUUGGACAGAGCUAUUACAAUUACUUCAGAUACAGAAUGUAUUCUGGAUGAUGAUCAUAAGCAUCCGAGUUUUACUAUCAGCGGUAACAAUAUAAAAUCUAUUAGAUUAAGUACAGACGAUUUGGGCAUUGUUAACAGCUGGGUAACUACAAUAAGAACAAUCACAAUGCAAACACCGCAACUUUCGAUGAAUGAUUUUAAAGUUAUAUCAGUAAUUGGCAGAGGUUUUUACGGUAAAGUAACUUUAUGCGAAUUAAAGAAAACGCAUGAUGUUUAUGCAAUUAAAUCAGUCCAUAAAAGCAGAUUGCUCAAAGAACACAAGAGUUCAACAGUUAUUACCGAACGAAAUAUUUUAAUGCACAUAGAUCACCCAUUUAUUGUCCAUAUUUAUUUCGCAUUUCAAACAUCUUCAAAAGUAUACAUGGGAUUUGAGUAUAUUCCCGGCGGAGAUCUCGCUUUUCAUCUCAAUAAUACUUCGAAAUUUACUUUCAACGAUAUUAAACUUUUUAUCGCCGAACUUGCUCUAGCCAUUGACUACAUUCACCAGAGGAAGAUAGUUUAUCGCGAUUUAAAGCCAGAAAAUAUUUUAAUAGAUGAAGAAGGUCAUCUCAAGCUAACUGACUUCGGAUUAGUCAAAAAUAUUGCUUACUCCAAUGGAACAAAGUCGUUUUGCGGCACACCAGAGUAUAUCGCCCCUGAAGUAAUCCGUGGAGAAAAAUACGGUACAAAAAUCGACUGGUGGGCAUUGGGAAUACUUGCUUUCAAUUUAUUAUAUGGAAAAACACCAUGGAAUGAUGAAAAUCAGGAUAAAUUAUUUAAUAUGAUUUUAAAUGACAAAAUAAUUUUCCCUGAUAACGCCAAACCUAAUGAAAUCGACCUUAUCACUCAUCUCCUUAACAAAGAUCCGUCACAAAGAAAAGAUAUGAAAUAUUUAGUUCAUCAUCCUUUCUUUGAAGGUUUAGAUUUCAAUUCUGUCCUUGAAAUGAAGUACCAACAUGAUUUCAGACCAAUUAUUAUCAAUCUCAACGUUGCUACUAAUUUUGACAGAGAAUUUCUUGAUGAACCGAUCAUAGAUUCCCUUGGAACACCCGUCCAACAGGAAAUGAAUGCGUUCGAUGGAUUUUCUUUCGUCGCCGAUCCGAAAGAAGACAUCACGAAGUAUAAUUACCAGUACGAGCUUCCAUCUGCCUCUGUUAAAUCUUCGACAAUCGAAGAAUAA